AUGACGAAUAGGGACUUUUUGCAUUUGCUGAAUUAUAAACCAAGAUUUAAUGUUUGCUUCGGAGAGGGGCCCCUGGAGGCCCCGAGCAGCAGCAGGAGAAGCCCCGCGCCGGCUGCUGCUGCAGCAACUGCAGCAGCAGCGGCAGCAGCAACGGCAGCAGCAGCUGGACGCAGCGAACGCAGACUCAAGAGCCACCACUCCGCCAGACACAGAGCUGCUGAGGCCCUCGGGGACGAGCUGCUGCAGCAGCACGCCCACCGCCACCCCAAGCAGCGGCAGCAGCAGCAGCAGCAGCAGCAGCAGAGCCUCCGGCUGUCCUCUUUGCCCGCAGAAGAAGCACUUGAGGAAGUAGAGGAAGAAGUUGUUAUUGUGGACGGCUCCGCCUCAGAUGAGGGAACCCCCAAGGCCCCCCGUGCUGCUCCAGACAGCAGCAGCAAAAGGAGGCCCUCAAGUGCCUUUUCCCAGGGACAAGAGGGGCCCCCUAGUGGGGCCCCCCUCCCGGGGGGGCCCCCAGUGGGGGCCCCGGGGGAGGCCCCAGGGGGGACCCCAGAAGAGGCCCCCGGGGGGGCCCCCGGAGGGGCCCCUGGGGGGGCCCCAGGGGGGGGCCCCCACCGUAAAGGGGCCCCCGGGGAGGGCCCCCAUGCUAGGGGGGCCCCCGGGGGGGCCCCCCGGAUGAAGUCUGGGGCGUCUUUGGAGUUUCUGUUUUCUGGAGAUGCUGAAGGAGCUGAAGGAACUCCUUGCAGUCAUUUUUCUUUGUCUAGGGAAGGCCAUCAUGAUAAGUGA
Messenger RNA from Eimeria tenella, 783 nucleotides. RefSeq lists its product as uncharacterized. The record is from RefSeq and is a predicted model, not a curated record. Lineage: Eukaryota; Apicomplexa; Conoidasida; Eucoccidiorida; Eimeriidae. The coding region runs from base 1 to 783 and encodes 260 amino acids. The transcript has 2 exons.